UUCAAGCUGGAGCGAUCAGGCCCGGUAUGCGUGGACAGCCUGGCGGUCUCCGACGGGCCCGGUGCACCGCUCCGCCCCGUCGGCGAAGUGGCUGCUCGUUCCGAACCCUCCCUACUGCGCCUACUUGACCAUGACAAAACCCAAAUCAGCCGCGCUUGUGAUCGUCUCUCGUCUUUCUGUAAGAAACUCCGACGUACCAUCAGCGACGUGGAAACUCCUAAAAAGGCCGAGCUGGCUACGGAAAAGAAGGGCGCUGCGUCGCGCAAGGACGGCUCAAAGGUGACGACUGUUGUGGCGACGCCGGGGCAGGGCCCCGACCGGCCGCAGGAAGUGAGCUAUGCCGACAUGAAGCUCAUCGGUAACGGCAGCUUCGGCGUCGUCUACCAGGCCAAACUAUGUGACACCGGCGAGCUCAUUGCCAUCAAAAAAGUGCUCCAGGACAAAAGGUUUAAGAAUCGAGAACUUCAAAUUAUGCGACGGCUGGAGCACUGUAAUAUUGUCAAAUUGAAAUACUUCUUUUACUCUAGUGGAGAAAAGGCGGCAGUGCCCGCAGCAGUCAGUACGUUGUUAAGCGCAAUGCAGUCUAUUGAAGUCACAAAGGACGAAGUGUACCUGAACCUGGUGCUGGAGUAUAUCCCCGAAACUGUGUAUAAAGUGGCACGUCAUUACUCCAAAGAUGAACAAACCAUACCCAUUAGUUUUAUAAAGCUGUACAUGUACCAGUUGUUCAGAAGUCUGGCGUACAUCCACUCGCUGGGCAUCUGCCACCGGGACAUCAAGCCACAAAACUUACUCCUGGACCCCAAGACGGGCGUCCUAAAGCUGUGCGACUUCGGGUCGGCGAAGCACCUCGUGCGUGGCGAGCCUAACGUCUCGUAUAUCUGCUCGCGUUACUACCGCGCGCCGGAACUUAUUUUCGGCGCUAUAGAUUAUACCACUAAAAUCGAUGUGUGGAGCGCGGGUUGCGUAGUAGCAGAGCUGUUGCUCGGACAACCCAUCUUCCCGGGAGACUCCGGCGUAGACCAACUCGUGGAAAUCAUCAAGGUCUUAGGCACUCCCACGCGGGAACAGAUCAGAGAAAUGAACCCGAACUACACAGAAUUCAAAUUCCCUCAGAUCAAGAGUCAUCCAUGGGCGAAGGUGUUCCGCGCGUGCACGCCGCCGGACGCCAUCUCGCUGGUGUCGCGGCUGCUGGAGUACACGCCCGGCGCCAGGCUGUCGCCGCUGCAGGCGUGCGCGCACAGCUUCUUCGACGAGCUGCGCGAGCCCGCCGCGCGCCUGCCCAACGGCCGCGCGCUGCCGCCGCUGUUCAACUUCACGGAGUACGAGCUCAACAUCCAGCCCAGCCUCAACGACUUCCUCAAGCCCCGCGCCUGCCCGCCCGCCGCCGACGCGCCCUGCGCCAGCCACCAGCCCGAGCUGGACCAGGACCCGACGUGUGAGUGCCAUGUCCACCACCCCCCACCCCCUGCAACAUGCAGCCCAGCCUCAACGACUUCCUCAAGCCCCGCGCCUGCCCGCCCGCCGCCGACGCGCCCUGCGCCAGCCACCAGCCCGAGCUGGACCAGGACCCGACGUGUGAGUGCCAUGUCCACCACCCCCCACCCCCUGCAACAUGCAGCCCAGCCUCAACGACUUCCUCAAGCCCCGCGCCUGCCCGCCCGCCGCCGACGCGCCCUGCGCCAGCCACCAGCCCGAGCUGGACCAGGACCCGACGUGUGA
Messenger RNA from Cydia fagiglandana, 1722 nucleotides. RefSeq names its product glycogen synthase kinase-3 beta-like (gene sgg). The transcript is spliced from 10 exons. Gene Ontology annotation, cellular component: cytosol; axon; cytoplasm. Gene Ontology annotation, molecular function: protein serine/threonine kinase activity; ATP binding. The annotation marks the transcript as partial. The record is from RefSeq and is a predicted model, not a curated record. NCBI's taxonomy places the organism in Eukaryota, Metazoa, Arthropoda, Insecta, Lepidoptera, Tortricidae. Gene Ontology annotation, biological process: negative regulation of canonical Wnt signaling pathway; signal transduction; protein phosphorylation.